Molecule: messenger RNA, 917 nt
Organism: Folsomia candida
Lineage: Eukaryota; Metazoa; Arthropoda; Collembola; Entomobryomorpha; Isotomidae
Product: peptidoglycan-recognition protein LB
Exons: 3
Coding region: 254-814 (186 amino acids)
Biological process (GO): peptidoglycan catabolic process
Molecular function (GO): N-acetylmuramoyl-L-alanine amidase activity; zinc ion binding
Source: RefSeq, a predicted model, not a curated record
AUCAGCAACUAGUCAGAUAUGUGCCGAGUAUGUUUGAGUCAGAGGAUGGCCACACAUAUAUUUGUAAGCAUUGGCAUACAUCACUUUAUCAUCUUUAUCAGCAUAUGAUGCAUUUUCGAGAUGUGUCAUAUCGUCCUGAUCUUGCCAAAAUUUUAUCAUUUAUUUAAUUUCUAAACAUACAAUUAAAUCCAUUUUAUAACUAAUUAACACAACUUCUUAACCCUGAUCGCCUCACAAAUUUACAUAUCCGACCAUGGACAACAACAAUAUUCCCACCAAGUUGACCCUGAUACCACGAUCCGAGUGGGGUGCCCGAGACCCACGAGAAAUCCAAGAUUUAGUUCUCCCAGUACCCAAAGUUAUCAUACACCACUCUUUAAUGGGAGGAAAUGAGUGUCACUCCGUCUCAGAUGAGUUCACUCUCGUCAAAAAAAUUCAAGAUUUCCACAUGGACAAUGAAAACCGGAAGUGGAGCGAUAUCGGAUACUCGUUUUUAGUUGGACAAUCCGGCACAAUUUUUGAAGGUCGUGGAUGGCACAGGGUUGGAGCUCAUUCUUAUGGAAAUAACUCCGUUAGUGUUGGAAUUUGUUUACUGGGAGAUUUUACAGAUAUUCUUCCUCCACCAGAACAAUUGAACUCUGUCAAAACUUUGAUAGAAUACGGAGUAGAGAAUUGUUACAUAAAAGAUGACUAUUUACUAUUUGGACAUCGCGACGUCAGAAAUGGGACGGAAUGUCCUGGGCAACUUUUUUAUACCAAAGUACUUUCUACCUGGUUGAAUAAAGCCGUGGCAAAACCGGAUGAAAUAUUUUAACUAUACGAAAUAAUUAAAAACUAAAUUAAAAGUAUUGUAGAUAAACUACACUAAAAUUACUAAUUGUUACGAAAACAUUUUCUUAAUCAUGAAAUACUUGAAA